AGGAGCUCGAGUGAUGCUGACCAGAAACUUGGACACACUAAACGGUUUGGUCAGUGGUGCUUUUGGUAUGCUGAUAAAGGUGGUGAGAUCUGAAAAUGAUGGACAAAUAAUUAAACUGGGGCUCAGAAUGGACAACCGGCAGCCUAUGAGACACAACCACAGUGCUAAUGCAGCAUCUGAUGAUCUUGUUUACAUUGAGAGAGCAGAGGAGAGUCUGAAGUUUAAAGGAGCGGUACGCAGACAGUUUCCUGUAAAGCUAGCAUUUGCCUGCACAAUCCACAAAACCCAGGGUCUUACAACACAGACAGCUGUAGUUUCAAUGAAGAACAUUUUUGAACCAGGUAUGGCUUAUGUUGCUCUCAGCAGGGUGACGUCUCUCAGUGGACUCUAUUUGCAGGACUUGGAUGAGAACAAGAUUUAUGCCAAUCCCGAGGUAACUGCAGCGCUCCAAACCAUGAGACAAGCCAGCGUUGAGGAAAUGAUGCCUCUUCUUCAGAGUCUCACCUCCAAGGCUCCUUUGUUGCAGACAGUCUUCAUUUGGACGGCUACACCAUGUUCAAACGCAACAGACAUGUGUCCUACACAAACUUUCCUCACAUGGCCAGCAGAAGUGGUGGUGGAGUUGUUGUGUAUUUGAGGAUAUUCAUACCAACUGAUGAUAAUCCUGUGAAAAUGAGUCGUCCCCUGUCAGUUCUGGACAACACAACACCUGAGUCUUCCAAUGUUUGGAUGACAUCUUUGAAUGACAAAUACAAAGCCAGACCUGAAACACCAGAGUAUGAGGAGAUGUGCAUGGCAGACUUUGCUGCUACUUGCAGGAUUGUGUAUGGCCAACAGACAAAAGGUAAAGAUGUUUUGCCCCUUCUCAAUGAGAUGGGAUUUGUGCAAAGGCGCAAAAAUGAUAAGCCUGCUAUCAUCAGAUUUCACCGCUGCUCACAAGAAAAACAUCCAGAGCAAUAUUACGGAAGACUGCUUAAACUGUACCUUCCUCAUCGUUCAGACCACGAACUGAAAACGCCAUCUUUGCCAACCUAUCAGGCUUUCUAUGGUGCUGGCUGUGUACAGCUACCAGGUACUGACCGUCUUGAGUACGUGCAACACAUUGUCAAAAGAAACAGAGAGAAA
This is a messenger RNA of Oreochromis niloticus (Nile tilapia), 1125 nucleotides long. Its product is annotated as ATP-dependent DNA helicase PIF1-like. The coding region runs from base 14 to 637 and encodes 207 amino acids. The transcript has 2 exons. The record is from RefSeq and is a predicted model, not a curated record. Lineage: Eukaryota; Metazoa; Chordata; Actinopteri; Cichliformes; Cichlidae.